Molecule: messenger RNA, 1758 nt
Organism: Aphanomyces invadans
Lineage: Eukaryota; Oomycota; Saprolegniomycetes; Saprolegniales; Verrucalvaceae
Exons: 2
Coding region: 121-513 (130 amino acids)
Source: RefSeq, a predicted model, not a curated record
AUAAAAUAGAAAAAUGUAUUGCAUUUUCCAAUCAAUACUUAAACAGUUUCGCCCCCGCCGAUUUUGGACGACGGCGGAUCAACGAGGGCGGCGUGCCAUCGGCAGCCGCUCCAAACGAAGAUGGAAGGCCGGUGGAUAGCACGUGCUUUCUCCACAGCUCCAAGCUAUCCAAUGUGUGUUUGGCGUCACCAGCUUGACGGCCAGCUGUGGCUGACGUUGGAGCGGCCCCGACUGGUUGUGCCGCUGCACCAUGGGUCGCUCGUUGCUGGGCCAAUACGUCGCGAUACUCCUCGACGUACUGUGCCCCCGACUUUUGCCUCCGUCGGGUCUUUGUUCGAUGAGAUUCUGUCCGAGCUUGCACAGCUCCAACCACGGAGUUCACUUGCUGAGACCGCAGAGCCGCAACCAUUGCCGGCGGCUUCAACAUCCCUCGAGAAGCUGACUGGGCCAACGCGAUCGCCACAGUCGCCCGUUCAUCGUUCGCGUUGGGUCGACGGGACGACUUCAACCUGAUAUUGCUUUGGGACGGCGAUACCGUCAUCUUGGUGACGGACGGAUGCCGCUGCAUGACCCCCGUGUGUUGGAGCAGGCUCGCGGUCGAGUCGACGGAGUUGAGGGCUGCAUACGAUUCGCUAGCGUUGAGUUCGUGCAUGCACUGGGUGGCGGGUAACGUGUGAGAUGUGCCUUUCAUUUGACCGCCACGACUCGGUUGAUGGCGCUUGCCGCCUUUGCCGAAGACGGUUCCAUCGAAAUGUUGGCCAGGCGGCGGGGGUGGCCCUUUUGUGCGCAGUCGGUCGAAUGCUCUGCGCCGGGCGUGCCGGUCUAGUCGUCGACUCAACUUGGCGACGGGAGUCAUCGCAGGUUCUCCUGGUGCAUUCGGAGGGAUGGUUGCAUUCACGCGAAACGCGAUCAUCCGUUCGUCUGGGUUGAAGUUGUACACGAAAGCUUCUUCGUGCGACGCAAGGCGCACGUGCCGCGCGUGCGUGACAAAUCCAUGCGCUCCAGUGGACGGAGGGGUUGCACCGGCAAAACGUUGGCGGCGGUGAGUGUCGUGCGGCGACGGCGGAUGGACAGAGCAUUGCGACUCAUGGUUGUCGUUGUUGCUAUAUUGGUGGAGACCCUCCUGUUCGCGUUCAGGAGCAACUCCAACAAACACACGAUGACCGCGUGCUUUGUUGCCGACAAGAAACGCAUCGAGCCGCCGACGAAUGUGCUUUUGCUCGGCUUUCUCGGCGUUGGAUACGUUGUUGGCACUGGCGAUGGACGGACGGCGGCCGAUGUCGGCUCGGGCAGUUUGCGGUCGCAUCGAUUUCGUGUUUGGACGGAGAGGCACAUGGGUUGCGUCGGACGACGCGCCAUUUGAAUGAGGUGUCGUGCGAUGCGGUCGCGCCGUUUGGGGUCGACGCAGCUGGACACAUGCCCGAGGCAUGGGCCUCGUGGGCAAUGGUGUCGUGUCCAGGAUCACCGUUGACACAUCAUGCACAUCGUACACUACAUUCAGGAGAAACCUCCACAAUCAUGAAACGACACGCGACAGUUAUGGGGUACGUCAUAAUGGCAACCGCGCUUUGGACAUGCAGCUACCCCAGCGUGCAAAGAGCUCUCAGCCGUCGCCUUCCCCACGUUGUCUUGACCGACGUUGCGGAUGCCUCGUGCUGCUUUGUUGUCUCCCAUGUGAAAAAUGCGCCAAGAAUCGAUGAUCCGGAUAUACUUGUGUAUCCGGAAUCUUCCAGUCGGUAUAAUUAUCUCGAGGACGGC